AUGUCACCCAAGUAUUAUCCCUCAAAAGGACAUUUUUUGAAGACCAACGAGUGUUUUGUGUUGCUUAAUGUUUAUGCCCCAUGUAAGGUAUCCAGACAGCAGGUGCUUUGGGAUAAUAUUUCUCUGAGGUUGACUGCAUUCGACGGUCAGAAUAUAUGUGUUUGUGGUGACUUUAAUGUGGUCCGCUGUGUGGAGGAACGGCGUAGUGUGGGAAUGGUUUGUAGGCAGUCAAGGAUUACUAAUUUUAAUCAGCUUAUUGAUGGUAAUUUUUUGCUGGAUCUCCCUCUCCGUGGUCGUAGCUUCAUUUGGUACCGCGACGAUAUAAGGUCUAUGAGUCGUAUCAAUCAGUUUUUGCUUUCUGAAAGCUGGUGUGUGACUUGGCCUAAUUGUGUUCAGUCGGCUUCGACUAGGGGAGUGUCGGAUCAUUUCCCUUUACAGUUGUUUAUUGAUGAGGAAAAUUGGGGGCCGAAACCGCUUUGUAUGCUAAAGUGUUGGGAAAAAUUUUCGAAUUACAAAACUUUUGUCCGUGACCAAUGGAACUCUUUCCUUGUGGAUAGAUGGGGUGGUUAUGUGCGGAAGGAAAAAUUUAAGUUAGUUAAAAUAGCGAUAAAAGGUUGGCAUCAGCUUCAUUCUCAAAAUUUACCAGCAAAAAUUUUGUCUAUGAAGGAUAAAAUUACAGCUUUUGAUAUGAAAGGAGAGUCUGCAGUUUUAGAUGAUGAGGAGGUUGAGGAGCUUCAUGGGUUAUAUGAGGAGUUGUUCUCUUUAUCUCGGAUAAAUAAUAGUAUUUGUUGGCAACAGUCGAGGGCAUAA
Messenger RNA from Medicago truncatula (barrel medic), 810 nucleotides. RefSeq lists its product as uncharacterized. Lineage: Eukaryota; Viridiplantae; Streptophyta; Magnoliopsida; Fabales; Fabaceae. The transcript is spliced from 2 exons. The record is from RefSeq and is a predicted model, not a curated record. The coding region runs from base 1 to 810 and encodes 269 amino acids.